AUGGCGGACAAUGCAUCAGAUCUGCCGUCCAAGGGGAAAUGCCUGGGGGCAGACUGUGGGAAUGAUGCUGGAACUUUGCAAUGCCCGACAUGUCUCAAAAUCGGCGUAAAGGACAGCUAUUUCUGCUCCCAGGACUGUUUCAAGCGGAACUGGAACCAACAUAAAACCAUUCACAAAUUUGCGCAAGGCAAAGCACAGACUGGUACCGGGCCAUACAAUCCUUUCCCGGGCUUCUCAUUCCCGGGGACAAUUCGACCUGUCUAUCCGCUUUCUGCAAGGCGCACACUUCCCAAGUCGAUAAAACGCCCCGACUGGGCGGAGACUGGAAUACCAAAAGGCGAACAGCGCUUGCACAGGACAAAAAUCGACAUUCUCCAUGCCAAAGGUCAAGAGGCAAUGCGAAAGGUUUGUAGAUUAGCUCGCGAGGUCCUGGAUAUUACCGCCGCCGAGAUCAGGCCCGGAAUUACUACAGACUACCUUGACGAGAUUUGCCAUAACGCUUGUGUAGAGCGGGACUCGUAUCCUUCACCCUUGAACUACAAUCACUUUCCCAAAUCACUCUGUACUUCUCCAAACGAAGUGGUUUGCCACGGGAUUCCCGACCAGCGCAUCCUUCUCGACGGCGAUAUCAUCAACCUGGAUAUCUCGCUGUAUCACGGAGGUUAUCACGCUGAUCUCAACGAAACAUACUAUGUGGGUGAACGAGCCAAGGCGGACCCAGAUUCAGUGCGAAUCAUCGAAACAACACGGGAAUGCUUGGACAAAGCAAUUGCGCUCGUGAAACCCGGCACGCCAAUUCGAGACUUUGGCCGGGUCAUUGAGGACCAUGCAAAGUCUAGAGGCUGCGCGGUCGUCGCAAAUUGGGGUGGCCACGGUAUCAACACCGAGUUUCAUCCCCCGCCGUGGAUACCUCAUUACGCCAAGAACAAGGCCGUGGGAGUGUGUAAAGUCGGCAUGUGCUUCACCAUAGAGCCUAUACUUGCACUAGGGAAACCUCGGGAGGUGUAUUGGCCAGAUAACUGGACCAAUGUAACUGCUGAUGGCAAACGAACUGCUCAAUUUGAACACACGUUGCUUGUCACAGAGACAGGCGUCGAGGUCUUGACUGCCGCAAAGGCGGAUUCACCCGGAGGCGCGAUACCGAUGCCGGUAAUUGCGAAUGGAACAGCGGAGGCUAAGGGUACAUCUAACCGUGAGUGA
Neoarthrinium moseri is the source of this 1200-nucleotide messenger RNA. RefSeq lists its product as uncharacterized. Lineage: Eukaryota; Fungi; Ascomycota; Sordariomycetes; Amphisphaeriales; Apiosporaceae. Gene Ontology annotation, biological process: proteolysis. The record is from RefSeq and is a predicted model, not a curated record. The coding region runs from base 1 to 1200 and encodes 399 amino acids. The transcript is spliced from 5 exons. Gene Ontology annotation, molecular function: metalloaminopeptidase activity.